Messenger RNA from Neurospora tetraspora, 3214 nucleotides. RefSeq lists its product as uncharacterized. Gene Ontology annotation, cellular component: COG complex; Golgi apparatus. The transcript has a single exon. Gene Ontology annotation, biological process: intra-Golgi vesicle-mediated transport. The coding region runs from base 364 to 3090 and encodes 908 amino acids. NCBI's taxonomy places the organism in Eukaryota, Fungi, Ascomycota, Sordariomycetes, Sordariales, Sordariaceae. The record is from RefSeq and is a predicted model, not a curated record.
CCCCUGACAUCGGUACCCCACUGAAACGUAACCGCUGUGGACUCGACGGCCGCGACCUGACAGCUCGACCACCUUGACAACCUCCAGUCCCUCCGUCUGGGGAUAGCUUCAGAUCUCCCAAACCACCACAGGCGAACAGAUCCAACAUCUGCAGACUUGGGGAACCGCACCACAAGCUGCCACGACCACUUACUUGACUAAUGACUAAUUUGUUUCUUUAAUGGCGCUUAUAAUAUAGAUUCGUCCUUCUUCAAUCGCAAGCACGAACCACCUGUUCUUCCCCCCCGUUCGAACAGAUUGACCGCCCGCGCAUUCGCCAAUUAUCUAUCACAAACAAAACGUCGCGACACAAACAUCACCAAAAUGGCGAACCACCCAAUCCCCGACCUCUCCACCCUCCUCUCCUCCGCCCAGAUCUUCUCCGCCAACUACCCCCUCCCCCACAUCCGCGCCAUCCACAAAGCCCUCCAUGCCGAGAUCGACGACAAGCAGUCGCGCCUGCGCACCCAGGUCGGCGGCUCCUACCGCGAGCUGUUGGGAACAGCCGACACCAUCGUCCAGAUGCGGGGGGACAUGGAAUCCGUGCAGGCGACGCUGGGGCGCAUGGGUGGAAGAUGCGGCAGGCAGGUGGUGAAGGAGAAGAUGGAUGGACUCAAAAAGUGGGAUGAGGCUGAGGAUAUGGAUAACACAAGAAGAAGGGAGGCGGCGAGGGUCAAGAUUUUGGAGGGGUGUGUUUUGGCUGUUCAGAAGUUGUUGAGACGGGAGGAGAAGGGACCGGGGAGGGAUACCAGGAAGAUGAGGGGGGGUAAGGUGGAAGAGAAGGAGGUGGUGAUGUCCAAGGGGGAUAAGUUGCUUGUUGCGGCCAAGGUUUGCGUGCUGGGGAGACUGUUGGUCAAGACUUUUGAGCGGGAGGGGAUCCAUAACGAGGCGUCGAGGACGGCGGUCAAGUCGGCUGAUAGGUCGUUGACCGUCCUCCGCGAUAGACUCCUCCGGUGCAUCGACAGCGUCCUGGUGAGCAUCAACGAGAAGCUCACCCCGCGCAGCGAUCUCCUCAAGGCGUUGAGCGCGUAUAGUCUGCACACCAGCUCUGGAGCGCGGGAUACUCUUCGCCAUUUUCUCGAGGUGAGAGGGAGCGCCCUAUCCUGGGAGGGACAGCCGUCAGCAGUCCGAACACCCAAGGACAUCCUCAGACGGCUCAACCUCUACGCCAAAACGCUGCAAGACGUGCAAGCCCUCGCGCCCAACAAACUCGCGGACGCGCUUAACGGUCUUAAGAAGAAGGCGCUCCUGGCAGAUGAUUCCCUCCGCGCCAUCGAGGGUCUCCGGCUGGAUACCUACUCGCGCUGGUGCGGCGACGAAAUUCGGUACUACACGCCCUUCAUCCGGCACGACGAUUUGCAGGCCGAAAGCGUCAACAGCCUGUUGUUUGAAUGGGCCCCCGUGCACCGCGACGUUUUUAUUGAUGACCUCGACAAAACCGUCAAAUCCAUGAGCGAAUUCAAAGCCAUUGUUGACCUGCGCACCUCGGUCCUCCGCCUCUGGAUCGCCGAGAGCUCGCGCGUCCGCUUUAACGAUUUCAGCCCGAAGGACGAACAACAUUCCGACGAUGGCACUCCCAUCAACAGCUCCAUGUUCAGCCAAAUCCGCUCCACAAUCAACAACCAUUUAUUGUCUGUAAUCGACUCCAAAGUCCACAAGCUCCGCCUCGUCGGCUCCGAAGCCUCAGCCGCUCUCGCGGCCUGGCGUGAGGGAACCACCGAUCAGCACCUCUCCCUUUGGGACCCGUCCACUUUUUCGGGUAUCGACCUCACCAUUCCCUCCGGCCCAUCUGGCGGCGCCGCCCAGCAAUUCGCAUCCGAAGUAAUCUCCCGUCUCUACGGGCGCAACGACGCCGUCUCCAAAGCCGUAGCCUCCUACAAAUCCUGGUUCCACGUGAUCGACGACGUCGGGUCCGUAGUCGACCAGUUGCGCCGCCAGCGCUGGGAAAACGAUCUCGAGGACGAGGAAGGAGACAUGAUGGUGGUCGAAGACGAAGAGACCAUCGAGCAGCGACAACAACUUCUCUCGCGCGAGGAUCCGGAAAGACUAACUACCCACUUGAGCGACUCCCUCCUGAAAGCGUUCGCUGCGCUAGAUGAACAUUUAACGGACCUGUGGAACCAGCAGAGGGAGGGUCCGAAUAAUGGGCAGAUAGCCAUGUACCUCCUCCGCUUACUACGCGACAUCCGCAGUCGCCUCCCUACUGAGCAGCAGCAGCCUCAAAUUCCUCCGGGCGCGGGCGCGUCGGAGGAAGGCAGCAUCAGCAGCAUCAAAGCCUUCGGCCUCCCCACCAUUCCCUCCCUGCACUCCUCCCUCGCCCGCACCGUUUUGGUCAGUUCCGUGGAUGAGUUUGUUACGGUCGCUUUGGCGAGAAAGACCGUGGUUGGCCGAGCACUGUGGGAGGGAAGUCCCGAGUUGCCCACGUCCCCAUCGCCAGGCAUGUUCCGGUUCCUGCGGAACUUGUCGGCGGCGAUGGCGGAUGCGGGAGCGGACCUGUGGAGUCCGGCGGCGGUGAGGGAGCUGAAGAGGGCGGUGAGGGGGGAGGUGUGUAGGGUUUGGUUGGAGGCUGCUAGGGGGGUGCUAAGUGAGGGUGAGGGUGGGGGUGAGGGGGACGCGGAGAAGGUUGCGGGGGGAAGUGAUAAAAAGGAGGACGAAGGGGAGAAGGAUGAUGAUGAGGAGGUUAAGGAGGUUAAGGAGGAGGGUGAUAACAGCGGGGAAGAAGGAAAAGAAGGCAACGGCGAGGAGGCCAAAACAGAAGAAGAUAAGCCUUCUGAAGAACAACAACAGCAAGCCAAGGAAGAAGCGGAAAAGCUCAAAAAACAAGAAGCCGCCGAAAAAGCCAACCAACAACGUCGGGAUCUCUUCGUCCAAUGGCUCUUCGACAUCAUCUACCUCGGCAUCUUCCUCGACGGCAGUAAGGGCGACUUCAACGAGAUUGCCAACACGGUCUUCCAGCACUCUGGCUUGGAUCCGGGGGCUAAGGGAAGACUGGUUAAGGCGGCGCAGGAGUACUAUAAGAGGACGCAGUUGUUGUUUGGGUUGUUGACAUAGCCUUCUUUUUUUUGCCAGGCAGGAAAGACCCUUGGAAAGAAAGGACCGCUGGAAAGCAAAGCAGCUCACGCGAUCUGAUGAUUACUUGUGAAAGUUUGCAAUUAACACUACCAUUAAUAUUGCU